AACACGUUGUAGUUUAGGACGUAAAUUCCUUCUUAAAGAUACAACGUUAUGAAUACUACAGAUAAUGAUGCAACGCUAUACGCGGAAUGUGGAAAAGCUUUAAGCAACAAAUAUGAGGUUGACGGUACGCUUGGUAAAGGUGCCUUUGGUCAAGUUUUUAAAGUGAAGUGUAAAGACAAUGGCAAACCAUAUGCCAUAAAAAUGCUUCCUAUCAACAAAAUACAAGGAGCGAAAUAUGAACAGCGAGAAGUCGAAGCUCUCACAAAGUUCCAGAAUCGGUCAGAAGAGUCAAAACGAAAUGUUAUCGAACAUUUCAAAGCUUGGAUACUAUACGUUUGUGACGUAGAAACACUGGCUAUCCAAAUGGAACUGUGUUGGGUAAACUUACAUACUUUCGUUAUUAAGAAUAAAAUCGAUGGCCCUAAGAUUAUCCAAGCUGAAGGCCCGCCACGAUUUUACCAGCAAGUAUUUCGACAAAUUUUAGAUGGCCUAGUUUUCAUCCACUCAAUGUACUGGGUACAUCGUGAUAUUCAUCCCGGUAAUAUCCUCAUAGUAAAUCCAAACCCACAACGAAUCAAUGAUAUUCAUGUCAAGAUCGCCGAUUUCGGACUUGCAAGGUAUGUUGGAACAACCUUUGACUUGUCUUCGGAUGGGACAAUCAACCUAAAAUCUGAGGAACUAACGCCUUUUGCAUGUGAUUCUUUACACACGGCGCCCGAGCUCAAUACCAAAACAUACGAUUUCAAAGUAGAUGUUUACAGUGCCGGAAUGGUGUUGUAUUUUAUUAGCUGUUUCCCCGUCCUAGAGAGUUCAGAAUUAAAGGAGGAGAUUAAGGCAAUACGACGAGGCGAACGUGACAUCAAUAAAUGCAUAUAUCACAAGGAUGACAAAAAGUUGAGCAGUCUAAUGAAACAAAUGCUUGAAAAGAAUCCAAACGAACGUCCGAGUGCCAGCGACGCUAAAAAGUACAUGUUUCCCGAAGCAACAGAUUCAACUGAUGGUAAAAAGGCACAGAAUAUCAAAUUCUUUGCAAGAAAAAAGAACGAAGAUUUACGUACUUGCUCUAUAGCGAGUUCACGUUCUCGGCAUUGAAAGCAGAAGUUGAACGUCGCACCCGCGUCAAAGCAAGCCAGCUUCGACAAGAGGAUACGAUUAAUGGCGAAAAGAUGCAUAUCGUAAUAGAAGAUGAUGAAGACGUCGAAAAUAUUUUUGAGAACGCAGCACAAAAAGGUCGUGAUGUCGUGGUGGUUGUGACUGAGAAAGCAGAAGAAUAUAACACUGAAACUAUACAAAUUAGUUCUGGAGACAUAAUGAUGCAUUCUCCACCUGAUAUAAUUUAGUUCAAGUUCCACUGUACAUUGUAAUGGAACUUUCCAACACGAAAUGCAACUAUAAAGAACUGUUAAUGUGAUACUUAAUACAUCUAUAUAUGUAGUUAUUAUUCUAUUAAAACAUUUACUAAAACUAUAUAAUUGCAAAUGAUGAACCAGGCGGUUACGAAAACAACUCAUAGCUGGGAAGAGGUUAUUUCGCUGACCUCAGAAUGACAUUUCGUCAAAACUUUUUUCUUCAAGAUUGGUUUAGAAACAAACUUGGAGUAGGGUUAGAGUUGGUGCUUGGAAAAGGGUUAGUGUUAGUAAAACCAUUGCUUUGUUACGUUUUGUCACUCUGAGGCCAGCGAAAUAAGGCAACCUCGUUCCCAGGACUUUCUAGCGGUCAAACGGUUCUGGUAAACCUGUGACGGUUGGAAGGCCUUGAACUGCCAUAUUGCUUAACACAAAAGUUAUAAAAUAUUUAUAAGGAAAACAAAUUCUUAUGAUGGCCAAUUUAGUUUUGUUAUUCUUAAUGAAGCAAAUUAAUACGAAGAAAUUACAGAUUGGCACCUGUAAUGUUUGGUAGAGUCAAACUAGAAUCAUUGCUCUUCUCAUACACAUUAUAAUCAAAUAUUGCAAGAAAUCAAAUCCAGGUCACUGAUGUGAUAGAUGCACUAACCAUAUAAAAACCAUCCUGAAUUGAAAACAUUGUAUUUACUUCAAAUACACGAGAAA
This is a messenger RNA of Paramuricea clavata, 2048 nucleotides long. The record is from the annotation of a GenBank genome assembly. Lineage: Eukaryota; Metazoa; Cnidaria; Anthozoa; Malacalcyonacea; Plexauridae.